Messenger RNA from Xylaria bambusicola, 2605 nucleotides. RefSeq lists its product as uncharacterized. The coding region runs from base 608 to 2146 and encodes 512 amino acids. The record is from RefSeq and is a predicted model, not a curated record. Lineage: Eukaryota; Fungi; Ascomycota; Sordariomycetes; Xylariales; Xylariaceae. Gene Ontology annotation, molecular function: protein binding. The transcript has 2 exons.
AGUGAGGCCAUAAGCGAUUGGAUAUGUUAAGUCAGAAGACCGGAAAGCGAUAUGCAAUGGAACGAACAGUUAAGGUACGAAGUAGAUAGAAUAUGAAGCCCAACGUACAUAUUGGGUAAUACCAUUUGCCGUUGCCGUGACACUUGUCCGACAAACGUGUGCGUUUGGCGAUCAUGUUGUUGGCAAACGACUUACCGUUAUACUUGGUCCGAGCUCGCCUCAACCUAUAGUUAUCCGUUGCCUUGAUGGAAAUGUCAAUGACUUAGUCUGCAUGAUUCCUUGCGGAUGUAAGAUCAAAAACAUGUCAAACGCUUUCGUUGUUAUGUGCGGCUGCCAAACGCGCUUCCCAUAGUACCUGGGAUACGUCAUAACAAACGGCCACUACAGGUUACAAACGUCUCACAGUAAUUUCGCUGGAAAAAUGUUCAAUAGAGUCAAUCACAUUUCCCGGUGCUUUAUCUCGAACGUCAAAAACGACGCCGUUAGACGUUCGAGCGGUCUAACGGUUAUUAUCUAGCCCCCACCUACGUUCAACACUUUAAAACCAUCGAAUCAGCCCACCAUUUUUGAUCUACUUAGUUCAUCUACGAGCGAGGGAUCCCCCGUUAUGCAAAGCACGAUGGAAAAAUCCAUAUAUGCCCUGCAGGAUGUCCCAAACAAGGGAAAGGGCCUGGUCGCAACACAAAAGAUUCCCAAAGGCGUGCGAAUUCUUUCCGAAGAGCCGGUAGUUUCAGCAUCUUGUUUUGGAAUCGAUGUCAGAGGGGUACAGAAAUCCAUCCAUCAGCAAGUCACUUCCAUGAGCGAAGAAAAGCGCAACACCUUUCUGUCUAUGCACAACAUCCACCCGUACAAGAAUGAUGCCGAGCGUUAUCUCGGAAUCUUUCAAACAAACGCCCUUCCUGCUGAAACUAUAGGAGAUGUAGGAGCAAUCUUCCUGGAAGCAUGCUUCAUCAACCAUGCUUGUGACAACAAUGCCCAGAAGAGCUGGAACGAGGCUAUCAGACGACACACGGUGCAUGCUAUGAGAGACAUUGAUCAAGGAGAAGAGAUCACAAUAACCUAUCUCGCUCCCCUCAAACCCCGAAGAGUCAGACAGGAGGCACUAAAGAAAAAGUUCGGUUUCAUCUGCGUGUGUCGUCUCUGCUCUUUGCCACUAGAACAGAGCCAGGAAGUUGACAGAAGAUUGAUGGAGAUCGACCGUUUGGACACUGUCGUUAACCUACUCGGCAUGAACUGGUUUCUCGUGUCCCCAUCCCAGACACUUGGCUACUUUGAUCGACAGGCACGGCUCUAUCAAGAGCUAGGACGAGAAGACGUCGGCUUCGCGCAUGUCUUCGAUAUGGCAGCCCAGCUUUCCAUCGCAAACGGCGACCUGGCAAGAGGACGCAUCUUCGCCGAGAAGGGGGCGUCUGUGUGGAAGACGACUAUCGGCAAUGAUAGCACCCAGGCCAUCGAGCAGGGCACCAUUGCAAAGGAUCCUUCGAGCCACGAGUUCUACGGGCGCUCGAUGAACUGGAAAACCAAGGUAGGUGAGGCCCCUCAAGGUCUUAAUCAAGGCGAUUUCGAAAUUUGGCUAUGGAGAAGGGAGAAACCGAUGGUCCCGGGACAGCUGGCAGACCUGCGAAACAGCACGACAUUCCCCGGCUUCGCCUCCAUUCCUGGGGAGUACGACAUCGACCUGGACUACUACGAGAGCAAAGAAGCAGGGGUUUUCACACCGAGACGACAUUGGUGUUUCUUGGGCGAGAUUACAGAUGUUGGUACAUUUGUUCGCCUACAGAUGGAGAUUGAGGAUGUGGACGGCCGAAAGAUCCCGCUAUUCUUCCACACUGAUGGUCGAGGUGCUGAGCUGCCGCCUGCGUUGGUUCAGAAGGGGCACACUGUGGCUAUUCUCUAUGCACAUAGUCACAUGUUCAUGUCGAUGGACGUAGGCAUCCGCCACGAGGAACCUCAUUUGAUCAAGAUCUUCCCCGUACCACUGCGCAACUUGCUGGCGUUCAGCGAUCGAAUCCAGCAGUUCUCAACGGUGCGCGAUGGGAUGAGAACUUGCCAUGGGUGUGGAAAGAUGGCAGCCUCUCUACAACGAUGCGGAAAGUGCUCAUUUUUCUGGUAUUGCGACAAGGUAGACACUCUUUCCUAUGUCUAAGUUACCCCAGAUACUGACGUGAGUGUGAUGUUAAGGCCUGUCAAGUUGCUGGUUGGAACGGGAAAGGCCACAAAGCCGAUUGCAAGCUCCUUAAAGAUCCCGACUUGCGCGGGAUGCUCACGUCCAACUGGAACAAGUUUGAGGACUUUUUCCGAUUUCCCCUUGCUUCUGGGAAGAACUGAGGAGCUGAGCUGUUUCCUGGUUGUGAAGUGAUGUCGGGAACCACUCUAGAUAGUUUAAAGUUGCCAGGCAACAUGACUAGAUCGCCAUGGUCCAAAGGCGCGAAGCAAGGGAUAGUUUCACAAAAAUGUCGUAGGACCCUGACGAUUCAAUGGAACGCAAGUCAAUUCUGCUAACUACGUGUGUGUGAGAGUCAUCUGCUGAUCUCUAUCAUCACUUCCCCUUUAUCCUUCUGAGGCUCAUAUUUUAUUCCUCCUUGGCAUCUCUCCCGGCUACUUA